AUGGCAGGAAUGAAUAUUUGUAGCCAUGCUAAUAUUGUUAUCGUUUUAUUUGAAGUUGUUUUUGCUUUUCUUAUGGUUAACGCAGCUGCCAAAGCUCCCAUAGACAUGUCUACCGCCAUUCUUUUGAGGGUCGAUCAGGCUGGCCAUGGGGACUUUAAGAAGAUACAAGAUGCAAUAGACGCUGUUCCAUCUAAUAACUCUGAACUCUACUUCAUUUUGGUUAAGCCAGGGACAUACAGGGAAAAGAUUGUUGUGCCUGCUGAUAAGCCAUUUAUAACAUUGAGUGGCACUCGGGCCCAAGACACCAUAGUAACAUGGAAUGAGAGCGGGGGGAUAUUUGAUUCUGCAGCGCUCACUGUAUUGGCCUCUGACUUUGUUGGACAAUAUCUCACAAUUCAGAACACAUUUGGGACGGGUGGCAAGGCUGUUGCAAUGAGGGUAUCAGGAGACAGAGCUGCAUUCUAUGGAUGCAGGAUUCUCUCCUAUCAAGAUACUCUCCUGGAUGAUACCGGAAAGCAUUAUUUCAAAAAUUGCUACAUUGAAGGAGGCACAGAUUUCAUAUGUGGAAAUGCUUCGUCCUUUUAUGAAGGAUGCCAUUUGCAUUCCCUUUCAACAAAAAGUGGAUCUAUCACUGCUCAACAUAGGAAUUCACCUUCAGAGAAUACCGGCUUCACUUUCUUGGGUUGCAAGAUCACUGGCAUUGGUGCUGCUUUCCUUGGAAGGCCGUGGGGUGCUUUUUCUCGGGUAGUCUUUGCCGAAACCUACAUGUCCAAUGUGAUAAUCCCACAAGGAUGGGAUGACUGGCAAGACCCAAGAAAGCAAAGGACUGCGUAUUAUGGUGAAUACAAGUGCUAUGGACCUGGAGCUGAUGCAUCAAAGAGGGUUCAGUGGUCACACCGCCUAUCACAAAAUGAAGCUGCACCAUUCUUGACUAUGGACAUGAUUGGAGGGAGAGCUUGGCUUAGACCUGCACCAACCAAUUUCAAAAGGCGCCCCGGUUCCAUUACCAGUGGCUGA
Messenger RNA from Theobroma cacao (cacao), 1017 nucleotides. RefSeq names its product pectinesterase 11 (gene PE11). NCBI's taxonomy places the organism in Eukaryota, Viridiplantae, Streptophyta, Magnoliopsida, Malvales, Malvaceae. The record is from RefSeq and is a predicted model, not a curated record. Gene Ontology annotation, molecular function: pectinesterase activity. Gene Ontology annotation, biological process: cell wall modification; pectin catabolic process.